Scatophagus argus is the source of this 3361-nucleotide messenger RNA. Its product is annotated as smoothelin-like protein 2. Lineage: Eukaryota; Metazoa; Chordata; Actinopteri; Scatophagidae. Gene Ontology annotation, molecular function: protein binding. The coding region runs from base 814 to 2913 and encodes 699 amino acids. Gene Ontology annotation, biological process: actin cytoskeleton organization. The record is from RefSeq and is a predicted model, not a curated record. The transcript is spliced from 13 exons. Gene Ontology annotation, cellular component: filamentous actin; microtubule organizing center.
AUUGGUCUUCACUUUGAAUAAAUCACAGAAAGUAAUGAUAACGGACCUGAGGAAACUACAGUCGCACUGUGUGGUACCACAGUUUUACAGGCAGCAGAGCGACAAAAACAUUUGAACAAUUCUGGUCCCUCCUCCCCAUUCGAUCUUUUCCCGCCCCCUUUAUGUCCCAAAAUACAGAGGUGAACCUGUUGCUCCCAUGCUUAGAAGACAAAGAUAGUUCAGACAGCACACAUGGCAGGAGCUGACAUCUAGGAAACAAACUGUAGAUGUACCAUCAGAAAGCAAGACCCAACAAAAUGUCCUGCCACAUCAACUGGAUCCUUUCGAGAGGUUCGUUUGAUCAUUCCUCAGCUCCUGCAUGCACUGAGAACCUGAUCUGCCUGUGCAGUGCGUAAUCUCUUUUCCCAGGAUGACAUUGUGCAUGAGUAUUUCAUGGCUUAUAAAUAACGACUGCGCUUACUUUGACCAGAUGAGAGGGGAGAGUAAGAGAAUACGCACAUGGAGAGAAGUCCUUCAUGGAGCUUAAUGGGACUUUAAUGAGGUGCUGCCAAGGAAGGAAACUUCCUGCAACUCCAGUCAUCCUUUAAAACCCUUUUGCAUCUUCGACUUUGCUGAAAAAGUGGCGUAGGACGCGGCAGAUGUCUUUGAAAGUUUUUCAGAAGGAAGGAAAAAGUUGAAAAAGUCUUUGGUCAAGAACUCGAACCCUUCAUUUCAUUUUAAGGAGGUGAAUCACAGAACGAACUGAAAAAAGACAAGAAAAGGGGUUUGGUUGCUGAGCUCCAUACUGACCACCCCACUACUCAUUUAACGUGAAUGUCAGGGGUGGCGAGCGUCUCUGAGGAAGCCAUGGAUGUAGCCACAGAGAGUGUUCAAGAGGCAAUGGUCAGCGAGGCUCUAGUUCAGUUCAAGGCCACGUUGCAAGCUGCCGUCAGGGAGGUUCACGUGGAUGUAAGUGCUUUCAAGCAGCGCAUAGAGCAGAGGAUUGAGGAGCUGUGCAUUUCCAACAAACCCUUGGCUGGGGCAGUGACCAAGCUGCAGGAGGAGAACCUGCAGCUCAGGGCGAAGCUGGAGGUCCUCAGCCGCCUGGUGGAGGGUCUCGCCGGAGUAAAGAUCGAGAAGAUUCCUGCCGAAGUGAAGGAGAAGAACGUGGAGGAUAGUACAGAGAAUGGACAGGUAAAAUCCAAGACCCAGGAAGACCAGAAAGAUUUUGUUAACUGUGGAAGAUCAGAGAGUGGCGAUUCCAGUCAGCCCACUUCUGCAUGCCCUGAUCCAUCAAGGUCAAGUGGAGGAUCAAGCGAUGGUGCUUCUGCUGCUCCCAGCAACACCCCAGCCCCUCCUCCAUGGAGAGCAAAGAGACAUGCUGAAAUUAAUGGCGUUGAUGCCAAAGGAGAGAAAAGUGUUGCCCACGUUGACACGGCUGCACGAGAGGACGAGAACCGAGAAAGCUCAUCACUGGACUCUGAUGCUGCCCAGACUGCUGAAGCUGCUCCCCAGUCCCACCAGCCUCUCACCGCCACCAUGAAGCCAAGCCCAGAGUCUUUUGCCAUAACCAACUCUCCUCAGUCAGCCGUGGAAACCCCCAGCACACCUGACCAGGAAGAACCAGGUCUUCUGGUCAGACCGCAUCACCCUCUCACUGCAGUGACUAAAGCUGAAGCUCCAGCUGUUCCUCAGUCUCCUGCAUCAGCGCCAAAAGCAGCAAAAGAAACAGUAGAGUCUCCUGCCAAAUGUGAUGCUGACGAACCCCAGGCCCAUCUUCCGGUCACUGCCAUGACAACCAAGCCCAGUCCAGAUUGUCUGAUGGCCACCAAACCUGCCCAGUCUGCAGCAUCAGUGCCUAAAGCAGCUGGCCAUUCGACAGCAGCCUCUCCAGCAGGAGAAGCAGGAGAUUAUUCUUUCAUUAGAGGUUCGUCUGGAGCCAAGGAGCCGAGGUCUCAGGUAUCCCCGGAGCAGUCAGGCUCUGAAUCCCAGGCUUUGGCCCAUCUUCCUCUCACAGCUGUGACCAAAAACAGCUCAGAGACGUCUGCUGCAUCCAAAUCUGAUCCGAGUCCUGCUCCCGCGAUGAAUCCUUCUGUGCCGGAAUCCCCGACAAUAAAGAGAGGCGAAUUUCCUUUUAGACGCGAUGCCUCUCAACUCAAGCCACACUUGCCUCUCUCUGCCAUGACCACAUCCCACGCAGAGUCUUCAUCGUCUGCUGUCACAGCUCAGUCGAUGAGUCCUUCAGCAUCACAGGAGCCUACACUGAAACCUGGGGAAUAUCCCUUUAAGAGGGUGCCGGUUCUCAAGACUCCCAGUCCCAGCCUGAAGAGGAGCGUGAGCUUUCCUCAGCCCGCAGAGAAAUUACUUCCCUCCAAAUCAAUCAUAAAAUCCGGCUUCUCGCCUAAUUUGGAAAAGAAAGCGAACAAGACUGGCGGGGUUGAGUUUAAGCAGGAUGUGAUGAAAUCACAAACGCUUCCACGCUCCAACGGGGCUCAGGCCAAACGAGCCCUCUUUGAGAGGAUGAACACAGAGCCUACAAAGCCGAAGGACUCCAGGCCUAAACUGAAGCGAUCGCAAAGCUUCGGGGUGUCCAGUGCCAGUGGCAUCAAACAGAUCCUGUUGGAGUGGUGCCGCUCGAAAACCAUCGGCUAUCAGAACAUAGACAUCCAGAACUUCUCGUCCAGCUGGAGUGAUGGGAUGGCUUUCUGCGCUUUGGUCCACUCCUUCUUCCCUCUGGAGUUUGACUACAACACGCUGGACCCUGCGAGUCGCAAACACAACCUGGAGCUGGCCUUCACCACUGCAGAGGAGCAGGCUGACUGCCUCCGCCUGAUCGAGGUGGAUGACAUGUUGGAGAUGGGGGACAAGCCAGACCCCAUGUGUGUGUUUACGUACGUCCAGUCCCUCUACAACCACCUGAAGAAGUUUGAAUGACUCUGUAUCAGAGUAGAUCACAAAGCCCAGACGUUUGAGGCAAGCUAACAGAAAACAACUUGCUGUUCAAAUGACGUAAACAACCGUAAAUAGGUUGAUAAGUCAGUUUUCUACUGUAUGUGUGUAUUCACCACCAGUUUGAUGGAAGAUUACCCCUUAAUUUAAAGACAUAAUAGUUUGUAAUAGCUGUUGUUGAUCAAUCAGUGUUUGGGAACAUACAUGAUAUUGCAAACCAAAGAGUUACCAGCCAGCGGAGAAAAGCUCAAGUAACAAUAAACUGGAGUCCUGCCUGAGUUUUAAUGUAGCAAAAUAAAGCAAUUUUCUAUUUACUUUUCAUCUGUAGCGUGAAUGUUUUACAUCAUUGUGGUGAAUUGCAGAGCUAAGACAAAUCAGCUCAAGAGGUGGAGUGUAAGUGUAAUUCUGUAAAUAAGUAAACUAAUUAAACUAA